Messenger RNA from Aspergillus steynii IBT 23096, 1194 nucleotides. RefSeq names its product putative malic acid transport protein. Gene Ontology annotation, molecular function: sulfite transmembrane transporter activity. The transcript is spliced from 2 exons. Gene Ontology annotation, biological process: transmembrane transport; sulfite transmembrane transport. Lineage: Eukaryota; Fungi; Ascomycota; Eurotiomycetes; Eurotiales; Aspergillaceae. The record is from RefSeq and is a predicted model, not a curated record. The coding region runs from base 1 to 1194 and encodes 397 amino acids. Gene Ontology annotation, cellular component: plasma membrane.
AUGUCCUACGAUGAUCCUCCGCCCGUGAACCGAUUCUCCCGCGCCCUCUGGCACUUCAGCCCACAAUGGUUCCUGAUCCCGCAAGGAACCGGCAUCAUCGCGGUCCUCCUGCGCCAACUGCACUAUCAAUUCGGCGCACUUCCCAUCCUCGCCAAAAUCCUCUGGAUCUACACCAUCGCCCUAUUUGGGCUCGCUUUAAUCCUCUAUACCCUCCGCAUCAUCAUCCACCCCCAGCACGUCUCCCACGAACUCCGCACUAACCUCCUCGAAACCUCCUGCCUCGCCAGCAUCUCCAUCACCUUCACCAGCAUCAUCGAGAUGCUCAGCCUCCAGUACGGAUCCCACGCCGCCCUCGCCGCCUACAUCCUCUGGUGCAUCAGCACCUUCCUCGCCGUCCUCGCCGUCAUCGCCAUCCCCUACAUCCAACUCAAGCUCCAGCCCCCGGGCAUCGAACACAUUCCCCCCUCCAUCCUCCUCCCCGUCAUCGCAGCCCUCACCUCCGCCGCAGGCGGCGGCGUCAUCUGCACCGCUGCCCCCAUCAGCCCCCGUCUCCAAGUCCCCGCCAUCAUCAUCUCGUACCUCGAAAUCGGCACCGGGUUCGCCCUCGCCCUGGCCUUCGCCGCCAUCGUCCUCCUCGAACACUUCAAUCGCUCAAACCCCACCCCGGAAAAGGUCUACCAGGACAUGAUCAUCUGCGGGCCCUUCGGCCAGGGCGGGUUUGCGCUGCAGAGUCUCGGAAACGCCGUCCUGCAGGGCUCCUUUGAGGCGUAUGAUCGGGGUACGUUCCUUACUGCCGACGCGGCCCGGCCGAUUGGUCAUAUUAGUCAGUGGGCGGGGCUGAUGUCCUGGGGUUUUGGGACCUUCUGGUGGUGUUUUGCGAUUCUGAGUAUUGUGCAUACGUUGCUGGGUCAGAGGGGUGGGUGGCGCGCGACCAGGUUCAGUAUGGCGUCUUGGGGGUUGGUUUUUCCGUGGGGCGUAUAUACCAACUGUGCGGUCCAGUUGGGGAAGAUCAUGGACUCGCCGGCGCUGCAUGUUUGGUCGACGGUGCUGGUGAUUCUGCUGGUCGUGAUCACUAUCUGGGUAAGUCUUUGUACUGUGAAGGCGAUCGCCACGGGGGAGGUGUUCGGGUUGGAGAAUGGCUGGCGGAGAAGUCGGCUGGAGGUGCUAAAUGGGGAGGGGGAUAAGCUUUCUUAG